Camelina sativa (false flax) is the source of this 1467-nucleotide messenger RNA. The record is from RefSeq and is a predicted model, not a curated record. NCBI's taxonomy places the organism in Eukaryota, Viridiplantae, Streptophyta, Magnoliopsida, Brassicales, Brassicaceae.
AUGGCAAGAGUAUUUAAGGCAAAAUACUUUCCAAAGACAAGCCUCCUGAAAGCAACAGCCAAAACAAACUCGAGCUAUGCUUGGAAAAGCAUUAUUCAUGGUACACAACUUAUUUCUCAUGGCCUAAAAUACAUUGUUGGAAACAGAGCACAAAUCGAAGUAUGGAAUGAUAAUUGGCUCCCUCUAAAUCCACCAAAACCGCUAUCUGAACCAGGCGCAUACAUGUUUCCCCACUUGAAAGUUAGUGACUUACUUUACCAGGGUAAUUGGAAUGAGGAGCUUCUUCAUUGCAUCAUGAAUCAGGAAGAUGCGUCUCACAUCAGAAACAUUCGUCCUACUAUUACAAGAUCUCCUGAUGUCAUCAGUUGGAUGCAUACAAAAGAUGGUGUAUACACAGUUAAAUCUGGAUACCAUCUUCAGCAUAAGCUCUCUCACGAUGCUUCCCUCCUGGUAAAUUCUGUUCAAAAUCACAUAGCUUCCAACACGUUUUCAAAGAUAUGGAACCAACAGGUUCCACAAAAAAUAAAGCACUUCUGGUGGAAAUGUCUUCAUAAUGCUUUGCCUACUGCAGAAAAUCUUAAGAAGAGAAGAAUACUAAGAGAUGAUAACUGUCAAAGAUGUGUUGAAGCUAUAGAAAGUACUAACCACCUGCUUUUCCAGUGUAGAGUAAGUCAAGAAAUCUGGAGUCUUUCCCUUGGAUCUUUUCACUCAGGUACAUCCCCAUUCUCGAACUCAGUCCAUCAGAACGUAGAUUUCUUGCUUAGUUUUAAUAACCACCAAAGAAAGGAUGUAAGCAUUUCCCCUUUCAUUGGCUGGCAUAUAUGGAAAGCAAGAAAUGAUCUUCUUUUCAAGAAUAAAAAGCUAUCGAUUCCAGACAUUAUCAAUAAGGCUUUUAUGGAUUUACAACAGUGGAAAGAUAGUUUAUUAUCUAAUCAAGAAAAAACAGAGACGGGGAAAUCUCAAAAGGGAGAAAAACAGGUAUUCACAAAAUCUGUAAGCAAAGGAGAGCUUAAUUUGAAGGCCAAUGAGUACUAUUGUUUUGUCGAUGGAUCAUGGGUUUCUCCUACUGAAAUUGCAGGAAUUGGCUGGGUUCUUUAUACCGCAAAUCAUAAAGUUUUUCUUCAAGGUAGUGCAUCUAUUAACCCAACGAAUACACCCCUUGAAGUUGAAGCUGAAGCAUUAAGGUCAGCAGUUUCUCAUGUCGUAAGACUUGGGUACAACAAUGUGAAGUUUUGCGGGGAUGCAUCCACUUUAUUUCAAAAGCUUGGGUAUGUUAUGGAAAAAGAGCAGAAGUGCCAGAAUGAACACUCUUUUCUUGCCACUUAUCUGCAGGAUAUUAUGUAUCUUAGUCACACUUAUGCCAAUAUUUCUUUUGUUAAAAUAUCUUGUAAUGUAAACACAACUGCGGAUAAGUUAGCAAAGGAAGCUAGAAUAGCUAAGUCCGGUUAUGUAAUAUCGUGGUUGUAA